AUGUCCCGCUCUGAUGGUGCUGCCUCUUGGAGGCCAGACUGUACUCAUUGGGCUGCCUCCAACUCGUCUCGUUCUGCUGUUUCGGUUGCUCGUCUUUCUCUUGGUGCUUUGCGAAGGUUUUGGCAUCCUGAAAAGGGUACCACUACUUCUCGUAUGGGUCCGCCGUUGAAGCUGCCAGCUCAUUUGUUGGCGAUCGAUGAGGAUGUUCUGAUUUCUCUUGGUGCUGUUUACAGUACACCUUGGAAGUACCCUUGGCGAUGCGUCAUAGACGAGAGUCCUGUAUAG
Messenger RNA from Mucor velutinosus, 285 nucleotides. RefSeq lists its product as uncharacterized. The coding region runs from base 1 to 285 and encodes 94 amino acids. The transcript has a single exon. Lineage: Eukaryota; Fungi; Mucoromycota; Mucoromycetes; Mucorales; Mucoraceae. The record is from RefSeq and is a predicted model, not a curated record.